AUGGCCAUCAGAGUUCAGUUCGAAAACUCCAACGAGGUUGGCGUGUUCUCCAGGCUGACAAACUCCUACGCGCUGAUCGCCAUGGGAGGAUCAGAAAACUUCUCCAGUGUCUUCGAAUCGGAGUUGUCUCAGCACAUUCCCCUCGUGUAUACCACCAUCGGAGGGACCAAAGUGAUUGGAAGAGUCUGCGUGGGAAACAGGAAGGGGUUACUCGUGUCUAGCAUAUGUACAGACCAGGAGCUCCUCCACUUAAGAAACGCUUUACCAGAAAAUGUUAAAAUAAAAAGAAUCGAGGAGCGCCUUUCAGCAUUAGGCAAUUGCAUAACUGCGAAUGAUUACGUAGGGUUAAUUCACACAGAUAUAGACAGAGAAACGGAGGAGAUAAUCCAAGACGUUCUCGACAUAGAAGUGUUUCGUACUUCUAUCGCGGGUAACUUACUCGUAGGGACAUACUCCUAUUUUACGAACAAUGGGGGACUCAUACAUGCCAUGACAUCCUCCCAAGAGAUUGAAGAACUCUCAGAACUUUUACAGAUCCCUUUAAUUACUGGCACGGUUAACAGAGGCAGUGACCUCAUCGGGGCUGGCCUGGUCGCGAACGACUGGUCUGCCUUCUGUGGCAUGGACACCACUGCCAUCGAGCUGAGCUUAAUUGAGAAGGUCUUCAAACUCAACAGCAUCGAGGACGCCAACAUUGAGGACAAUUUUAAGUACAAGUCUUCCAUCAUUCAGACCAUGAUUUAG
Plasmodium inui San Antonio 1 is the source of this 744-nucleotide messenger RNA. Its product is annotated as translation initiation factor eIF-6. The record is from RefSeq and is a predicted model, not a curated record. Gene Ontology annotation, biological process: assembly of large subunit precursor of preribosome; ribosomal subunit export from nucleus; cytosolic ribosome assembly. Gene Ontology annotation, molecular function: ribosomal large subunit binding. The transcript has a single exon. Gene Ontology annotation, cellular component: cytosol; preribosome, large subunit precursor; nucleolus. The coding region runs from base 1 to 744 and encodes 247 amino acids. Lineage: Eukaryota; Apicomplexa; Aconoidasida; Haemosporida; Plasmodiidae.